Messenger RNA from Kluyveromyces marxianus DMKU3-1042, 2589 nucleotides. RefSeq names its product WD40 repeat domain-containing protein. NCBI's taxonomy places the organism in Eukaryota, Fungi, Ascomycota, Saccharomycetes, Saccharomycetales, Saccharomycetaceae. The transcript has a single exon. Bases 1 to 2589 code for a protein of 862 amino acids. The record is from RefSeq and is a predicted model, not a curated record. Gene Ontology annotation, molecular function: protein binding.
AUGUCCAUGGGGGAGUAUCCUGAUGUUUGGAACGAGGCUGAGUCUGGCAGUAAGAUCGACUGGUUAGAGUUGGCAUCGGAUGAGGCUUUCAAGCGGCAUGUGAAGGAGGGAGAGCACAUAAAGGUUUAUAGGAAGAAGAAACGAGGCUUCAAACAGUUUCGGAGGCUUAUUCUUGCACAAGAGUUGUGUUCUAGUGGGGAAGAAGGAGCAGUAUGGUGUUUACGGUUCAGUAAAGAUGGUAAGUUUAUGGCUAGUGCUGGUAAAGAUGAGGUGCUUCGUGUUUGGAAGGUGAUUUCGUCACCAUCAGAGCGGUUGGAAAUGAACCAGCGUUCGAUUUCGUUCUUGAAGUCUACUACGAAUGCGAUUUCGGAGUUGAAUGGACGAUUGGCGAGGUAUACGGUGGGGGAUCCUGGAUCAGGGGAUUCGUACUCGUUGAAUUCGAAUUCGAGCCUGCAAGCGGAGUCUCUGGGGAGUGCUUCGAUACGAGGAGCACCUUCGUCGAAGCAGCAGCAGCAGCAGCAUCAACAGCAGCAUCCUCACUUGCAUCAGCGUUCUGACGGGCAUGCACCAAUUCAGAACAGUGCUGGCGUGGAUGGAUCGUACUUUGGCGUGUUUCAUCCAAAGCCGUACGCUUCGUUCCACGAGCAUUCAGACGACAUUUUGGACGUCGAUUGGUCCAAGAACUCUUUUAUCAUCACUGGGUCGAUGGACAAGAGCUGCAAACUAUGGCACUGUGAGCGAGAAACGUCUCUACAUACGUUUGUGCAUCCGGAUUUUGUCACAGGCGUGCGUUUCUUCCCAUUGGACGAUCGUUUCUUUGUGAGCGCGUGCCUUGAUCAAAAAUGCAGGCUUUGGUCGAUCUUGGACAAGAAGGUCUUAUUCGAGUACGAUUGCGGGGACUUGAUCACUGCAAUGGAUAUAUCGCAUGACGGUAGAUACACCAUUUUGGGGACAUUUAAUGGCCACAUCCACGUUUUGGUGACCAAGUCGUUGGAAUUGCUAUUCAGCUUCAAUGUGCUGGACAAGAAUUCUGAAUUGAAUAGCCAUACUGAUGAGAAUGGGAACAGCUACGACAGCAAUGCUAAUGGGAGCCAUGGGCACGGCAGCAAGUUCAAGAGGAAGCUCAAGAAUCGCAGGAAGUUGAAACAAGGGCCCAAGAUCACCGGGCUUGAAUUUAUCAGGAAAGAGUAUCGCAAUUCUACCAUUAAAAACCACGAUAUAAGCAGUUGGUUCCUAGUCAGCAGCAACGAUUCAAGAAUUAGAAUAUAUACAUUGGGCAAAGAGCUACUGUCCAUCAUGAAGGGCCACUCUAAUGAGCACUCGCAGAUUACAGCACACUCCUUGGUAACAAGAGGCGGUAAAGCAUUUGUUGUAAGUGCCAGUGAGGACCACUGGAUCUACUGUUGGAAAAUAUCGGACGAGUCGAGUGACAAGGAAGAACUCUCGUCAAAAGAUGAGAAGGGAAGACGUUCAAGGUCGGGGUCUCUGCGUGGGUUCUGUAAACGCCGUCAUAACGAUCAUACUCCAUUGGACACCUUGGAGUCUAGGUUGGCUGGUAAGGGUCACAAGAAUAAUCAGCCAAACACUAAUUCAAACUACAUUGGCUUCCAUGCGCACCACCACCCUAUAACGUGUGCUACGAUGGUUCCAUCUCAAACGAGCAAAGUCUUGUCUUUGAGUAAUGACUUGAUAUGUGAACUAACUAUGCAAUUCUGGGAAACGACAGAUGAUAUUACUGCAGGAGACGACAGCAAGCGAAGCAAUGGCACGUCUUCAAGAGCGAAGAGGUCUGGCUCCUUCUAUCGCGAAACUAUCAAAAACGAUAGCAACGGCGGGAGUUCGAGGUCGACUCCACAGAUGACUGCAUCGUCAAGCCUCCAGCAUUUGAAUGUCGACGCAUAUCCUGGCUCUGGUGCUAAUGGUGUUAACGGUGGUGGUAAUGACAACAACGCCAAGAACCAGCCAACCUUGUCGGAAUUUGUCGGUUCAAUACUAGUGAGUGCUGAUACGACGGGUGUUAUUCGUGUAUUCCGUAGUGAUAUUUCAUCUAAUGUUCGUCAAAAGGUGCUAGCACGGCUUGCAGCUGUUGAAGCUCAGAUGAGGAACAGCCAUAUUCCAAUGAAUGCUACAUCAGUGCCUAUGACAAAAGGUGGAAGUCAUCAUGGGGCCCCACAUCCACCAGGAUAUGGUCUAAUCAGUAGUAAUGGAAACACGAGUCUCAAUGGUAACGAAGGCCUAGGUAUAAGCAAAAUUCCUACGAAUGGCAUGAAUGGCGGCGGAGCCGCGGGAUCCAUGGGCAACGGCAAUGGUGUAGCCAGUGGUGUUCACCGCAGCAACAGCAUGCUCAAUGGCAUUGUGUAUAUAGAGAGGCCAACUCCUUUCCCUGCCCAGGGAAGUCCGAAUAUAGGUCGUGAGGAGUCGAUGGUGUCACUUUCGACACUACAACAAAAGAGUCCUCGUGCCAGGGUAUGCAACGUCUGUGGAGGAACCAAUUUCGCAGCGGACCAAAAAGCAGGGUUUAGCAAGUCACCUCAAAAUAUGAGGUAUUUCUGUCUAGAUUGCGGGGCAUUGUAUACAUCGUUCAGGUGA